Peronospora matthiolae is the source of this 2919-nucleotide messenger RNA. The record is from the annotation of a GenBank genome assembly. Lineage: Eukaryota; Oomycota; Peronosporomycetes; Peronosporales; Peronosporaceae.
AUGCGACGGAAGAUCAAGAUGGAGCUGCAGCUGUCGGACGACAAGGAGAACCAGGCGCCGAACCGCCGCGACGAGCCGCUGCUCGAGUCGCUCGUGCGGCAACUCCCGGUGCCAAUAAUGCGGUACACGGAGACCGAGGGCCACAAUGCGCAGCUGUUGCACCUUGGCGAGUCGGCGCGGUCGCUUUUCAUGCUGGAAAAGGCCACGGAGCGGCGGCUGCGACUUGUGAUUGCGCUCAAAGACGCGCCGCGCUCAGUGACCCAGUGGCUGGAGCUCCUGCGCUGCCCGUUGGGCGGCAAUCCAGGAAAGUACAACAAGAUCCGACUGCUGCGACGCGCGUUGACGUGCACGGACUCGGAGACGGCGCGGGCGAGUGCCGAGUACACGGAGAUGUGCAUCAUGUUGGCCAAGUUGAGCGAUAGUGAGCUGGGGAUUCGGCAGAACUUCCAGGAGAUGAAGAAACGACGUGUGGGCGAGCAGCAGCCGCUGCGGUACGAAGAGGAAGCGGCGUUCGAGUUUGAAGCGGGGAAUAAGAGGGUGGCAGAAGAAGUGCUGGAGCUAGGAGUGGUGAAUGGUGCGCUGACGGGGGCUCAGAAGGAGGAGUUGUGGCAGCGGGUUGUAGCGGGGCGAGCAGGUUGGGUCGCGGCUUUCUCGGGCUCGCCACAGGAGCAGCGAGUGCUGGCGCUGCGCACGAAGAUGCAGGUACUUCGGAGAACUCAAGACUGCAGUAUGACGGACAAGAUGAUGGGGGAUGGAAAGGCAGCUGCAAUUACUCCACGUGGUGGUGCGUCGACGCCACUUCGAUCGUCGAUUUACUCGACACCUGGUGGGUAUCGUACAGGACGAGACGCUCGUACUUCGACGCCUGUGUACGCUGUGACGCCAGCGCAGCAGGGGUCGCCGGUUUCCCACGCUCGAUACGGAUCGGGAUUUUCUACUGUAUCCAAGGCACCUCGCACUGGAAACGUGUCGUCCCUACUCACGACCCCGUCGCUUCCGACACGGUCUGGUCCUAAGUCACAAUCAACGUUGCGAAAACCGACUGCGCGCUUUACGCUAGGAGGUCCACCGCUGCGCGUUAUUGCCUCGAAUCGGGACGAUGAAGAUGAUGACGACAAUGACGAAGACGCUACACUUGGGAACGAGCAAUCCUUGUCCAAGUCGAACAAGGCAAUGUCUUCAAUAAAGGAGGCUAACGACACUCCAUCUGUGCUCAAAUCAGACACAAUAUCCAAGCCAAAAAUUGAUGUGGGCGACAUUUCCCAUAUCCUGAAAUGGAAUCCAGCCAAAAGCGUGGAUGCAAAAGGGUGUUCGGUCGGUGGUAAAGACGCGAGACUCCCGAUUUGUAAGCGAGCGAAACCCAUGGCAAAUGGUAAACAGCUGAAGAAUUGCGGAGGAGAAACAAAGGGUGAGAAAUCAUUGGAGGCGCAGCCUGUGCCGCCAGUGGGAGUGCAGUGGCAUACGGAAAGGAAAGAGUUAUCUGAUGUACGGACGAAGAUGCCAACAUCUGUUAGCAAUUCUACUGCUUUCGACCGGCUUCGGUCUCCAAAAAUGAAAGAACUACCGGACGGUAAAGCAGACGCAACGUCCGGAUCUUGUGGGCUGUUAAACAGCAGCGGCAUGACAGCGCACGAUCGCUAUCGUUCUCCGAAGCGACAACAGCUAGACCCAAGUGUAGCCAUGGUGAAGACUUAUGCCGAUAUAGGCUCACCAGUUCAGGGCGCUUUAUCUCCACAGCUUCGCUUGGGCUCACCAAGCUCCGUAUCUUCGUCGUCAUCCCCACCUGUGGCGUCUAUGAGCAGUGCGUCGUCCCGGGAUGCCCUGGAUUCGCUGACGAGCCGAGUCGUGGUGAACGGGCUGAGGUAUAUAAAGUUGGAGCAGAUUGGAAGUGGGGGCAGCAGCAAAGUUUACAGGAUGCUUGGCCCCGAUUUGAAGAUAUAUGCGCUGAAAAAGAUUAAGCUUAAAAAGCUUGAUGCGCAAAGUAUUGCCCAGUACACGAACGAAAUUAAUUUGCUGCAACGAUUACAAGGGAAUCCGCAUAUUAUCAAGCUCAUUGCUGCCGAGCAGGAUCUACAGCAGCGGCAGAUAAACGUGAUAAUGGAACAUGGUGAGAUCGAUCUGAGUGAACGACUUCGCAACUUGAAAGGCGGCAUGGAUGAAAACCUUUUACGAGUGAUAUGGACUCAAAUGCUUCAAGCUGUCGAUGCUAUUCACAGAAUGCGAAUUAUCCACGGCGAUCUAAAACCGGCAAAUUUCCUGUUUGUCAACGGCGCGCUGAAACUCAUCGAUUUUGGAAUCGCAAAGGCGAUUCCGUCAAAUGAUACGACGAAUAUCGAGCGUGAUAGUCAGAUUGGCACAGUCAAUUUCAUGUCUCCAGAGGCUAUUCAGGGUAAUACGAUGCCCAACGGCGAUCGCGACCCCAAAGGAAAGAUGAAGGUCGGACGCGCGAGUGACAUUUGGUCGCUAGGGUGCAUUCUCUACCAGAUUGUGUACUCAAAGCCUCCCUUUGCGGAUGUGCACAACAUCAUUGAGAAGUUCCGCUGUAUUAUCGACCCGGCGGUACCGAUUCCGUUUCCACCGCUACGAAACAAGGACCUGGAAGACGUGAUUCGCUCAUGCUUGCAACGAGAACAUCGGCGCCGACCUCCGAUCACUGGCGAAGGCGGUUUAUUGACCCAUUCAUUUUUGCAGAAUGCAGGCUCGGGCGCACCCGUUUCGUCAACCGCCAUUGUAACGACGGCUAACGCUUCGCAGGUUCUCUCACAGCUCGGCGGUCUGUUGCGUUCUCAGGGAGUCCCAGCUGGUCGCGUUGACAUGUUCAUGUCUAUUGGACAGGAGGGCUUGCAGAAUGCAAACAGUAGCGGCUCCUCUCGGAUACAUUGUCUCUAUAACACGCAAGAGCGUCAGACAGAUAUUUAA